GCCAAAUCCUGCAGACAGAGCCAGCAGACGGGUCUGGCUCCCGCUCCUGCUCCCUCUCUCCCUCUGUGUGUACCACCUCAGACACUCAGCCCGUCAGUGCGUUCCCUCUCUGUCUCACACACACGUACACACAGACAGACAGACACACACACACACAGAGAGACACAGACACACACACACACACACACACACGCAGCGGAUCCAGGCGCAAGUGAGUGUGUCAGAGUUCCAGAGAGAGAGGGUGGACCCUGGAGUUAACAAACGCACAAAGAGAACAACUUCAAUCAAGCAGAGCCGCAGAUUCACUGCCCCCCUACCCCCAAACCUCCCCCCCCCUCCCUCCCUUCCUCCCUCCCUCCCUCACCAGCCCUCCACAGGACAGAGUAUGGCUGGAAUCUGUUGCAUCUGCAGGCUCUGUGCUCUGUUCGGGAUUCUGUCCACUCUGCUUCCCUCCUCGGCCAAUGCCUUCAGCCCUGAGGCCUGGCUGCAGCAGUAUGGCUACCUCCCUCCUGGUGACUUGCGCAUGUCCACGAUGAGGACCCAGCAGACCGUGUCCGAGGCCAUCGUCUCCAUGCAGCGUUUCUACGGCAUUCCUGAGACAGGGAGAUUUGAUGAGCAGACAGUGCAGUGGAUGAAGAAACCCCGUUGCGGCGUUCCGGACAAGUUUGGGCCCAUCUUGAAAACCAAUGUCCGGCGAAAACGUUUUGCCAUCCAGGGCCUGAAGUGGAACCAGGCGGAGAUCACCUUCAGCAUCCAGAACUUCACACCCAAGGUCGGGGAGUACGAGACAAAGCGGGCCAUCCGACGGGCGAUUGGGGUCUGGGAUAAACUCACCCCCCUCAACUUCCGGGAGAUCCCCUAUUACCAGAUCGAGUCCAGGGCCCAGCAGUUCGCCGACAUCAUGAUCUACUUUGCGGAGGGUUUCCACGGCGACAGCACCCCUUUCGACGGCGUGGGCGGAUUCCUGGCUCACGCCUUCUUCCCCGGGGCUGGAAUUGGUGGGGACACUCACUUUGACUCGGCCGAGCCCUGGACCGUCAACAACCAGGAACUGAUGGGUAACGACAUUUUCCUGGUGGCGGUGCACGAGCUGGGACACGCCCUGGGCCUCGAGCAUUCCAAUGACCCCAGCGCCAUCAUGGCCCCCUUCUACCAGUGGAUGGACACGGAGAACUUUGAGCUGCCAGAGGACGAUCGGCGUGGGAUCCAGCAGCUGUAUGGAUCCCCUGACCAUGUCCCUCCACCCAAGCCCACCAAGAGGGCCCCAACUCUGCCCCCCAAGGUGCCCAAAGUGCCCACCAAGGACCCCUACCACCCCACCAAGCCUGCCUCUCCCUACGGACCCCGGAUCUGCGAUGGGAACGUCGACACUGUCACCUUCCUCCGGGGGGAGAUGUUCGUCUUCAAGGAGAAGUGGUUCUGGCGGAUUCGGGAGAACCGGGUGCUGGAUGGUUACCCGAUGCCCAUCGGGCAUUUCUGGCGGGGUCUGCCCAGCAGCGUCAACGCGGCCUAUGAGCGGAAGAACGGUGACUUCGUCUUCUUCAAAGGGGAUCGGUACUGGGUGUUCAAGGAGGCCACAUUACAGCCACGCUAUCCCAGGAACCUGAGGGAACUGGGCGCCCGUCUCCCCAGGGACCGGAUUGAUGCAGCCUUGUCGUGGAGCGUGAACGGCAAGACCUACUUCUUCCGGGGGAACAAGUAUUACCGGUACGAUGAAGAUUCGCGAACUGUGGACAGAGAUUACCCGAGACCAAUCAGUUUCUGGCAAGGAGUCCCCGACUCACCCAAAGCUGCAUUUGUAUCUGAAGAUGGAGCCUUCACCUACUUCGUCAAGGGCAACCAUUACUGGAAGUUUAACAACCAGCACCUGAAAGUGGAGCCAGGGUACCCCAAGUCGGUCCUGCGAGACUGGUUCGGUUGCGGCUCGGACCCCGGACUGGACACAGAUGAGGAAAUCGUGGUGGAGGUGGACGAGACCCCUCUGGGGAUCAACCCAGCCGCCAUCAUCGUGCCGGUGCUGCUGCUGAUGGGUGUGGUGGUCCUAGCGUGCCUGGUUGUCGUCUUCAAGAGGAACGGGACCCCGAAGCGCCUGCUCUACUGUCACCGCUCCCUGCUGGACAAAGUGUGAGAGAAGCGACACUGCCGCACUCUUCCCCCCCCCCUACCACCACCACCCACCCCA
This is a messenger RNA of Carcharodon carcharias (great white shark), 2182 nucleotides long. RefSeq names its product matrix metallopeptidase 14a (membrane-inserted) (gene mmp14a). The transcript has 10 exons. Gene Ontology annotation, biological process: extracellular matrix organization; skeletal system development; zymogen activation. Bases 386 to 2128 code for a protein of 580 amino acids. Gene Ontology annotation, cellular component: extracellular matrix. Lineage: Eukaryota; Metazoa; Chordata; Chondrichthyes; Lamniformes; Lamnidae. Gene Ontology annotation, molecular function: zinc ion binding; metalloendopeptidase activity. The record is from RefSeq and is a predicted model, not a curated record.